AUGCAGAUUUUCGUUAAGACCCUAACGGGUAAAACCAUUACCCUAGAGGUUGAGGCCUCUGACACCAUCGAAAAUGUAAAGGCCAAGAUCCAAGACAAGGAAGGUAUUCCACCAGAUCAGCAGCGAUUAAUUUUCGCUGGAAAACAAUUGGAAGAUGGUCGUACCUUAUCCGACUACAAUAUUCAAAAGGAAUCUACCUUGCAUCUUGUGUUGAGACUUAGAGGAGGUACCAUUGAGCCUUCCCUUCGUAUCUUGGCUAUGAAAUACAAUUGCGAAAAAAUGAUUUGCCGCAAAUGCUACGCUCGUCUCCACCCGCGUGCAACCAAUUGCCGCAAGACCAAGUGUGGACAUACAAACAACCUCCGCCCCAAGAAGAAGCUUAAGGAUUAA
This is a messenger RNA of Danaus chrysippus (African queen), 390 nucleotides long. The record is from the annotation of a GenBank genome assembly. NCBI's taxonomy places the organism in Eukaryota, Metazoa, Arthropoda, Insecta, Lepidoptera, Nymphalidae.